This is a messenger RNA of Strongylocentrotus purpuratus (purple sea urchin), 2140 nucleotides long. RefSeq lists its product as uncharacterized. Lineage: Eukaryota; Metazoa; Echinodermata; Echinoidea; Camarodonta; Strongylocentrotidae. Gene Ontology annotation, molecular function: phosphatase binding. The coding region runs from base 173 to 1228 and encodes 351 amino acids. The record is from RefSeq and is a predicted model, not a curated record. The transcript is spliced from 4 exons. Gene Ontology annotation, biological process: negative regulation of phosphatase activity.
GUGGUCGGCGCUAGAUCCAAACCCAAGACUCGGAGUUCGAAAAUAGGACGGAAAAGACAGAGGUGGAGGUGGACUUGUUUGAUGACAUUCUUUCUUUACACUGAGGCACUAUGAGAUAAACUCUGGCAGUUUGCUGUUCACCUGAUCAGGUCAUCCUAAACACAACGUCACAAUGGCCUCUGACAGUGAAGACAUUGAUCCUCAUCCACUUCCUGGUGGUGCUGUUCCUAAACCCAUGCAGAGGACAAGCUCACCAGACUUCAACAACUUUCUUGAUCCUCUCCUAGCCCUCACGCCAGAUAAGCCACAGAAAAUAGCUCAAGUUGUGGCCAGUCAAAGACAAAGGAGAGGAGGAACAGAAAAACAAAAAGGAUCAAACAAGGAGAAUCGGGGUUCUGUUACUGAAGAACUAAACAAAGACAGUGAAAGUCAUUCUAAAGAGGGGACAACAAGUCCUGGGUUAAUAUCACAUCCAAGUGUCCUGUUUCAGCAGGAGAGAACUAAUCGAGACCAAAUAUUGCAGAAAAAUUUAAAGAUCAUCAAACAUGGCGUCCCUGAGACAGAUUCGAAAAAGGAGGCCAGAAAUAAGGAUGAAAUCGCUGCAGCCAGAGUAAAUAAACUUACAAAACUGAGUUCAACCAGUGCUCCAAAAGACGCAGUUCUUCAAAGGAAAUCAACCACUGUUCGAUCCUGCGUGCAGAAUAAGCAGAAGCACACUGGUGCUACUAGUAAGAAGCAUGUUCGCAUUGUAGACCCGAAGACCCCAUUGUCUACUCCUGAACUCCAUUCCACAGCAGCGUUGGGUCAUCAGCUCAAGCAGUUGGAAAUAGAGACAUUCAAUGCUGAAGAGGUUCUGGUCAAGACGUUACAGGACUCUGAAGCAGCUCGAGUGGCUUUCAGUGAGAGGGUUGCUGAAGCUGCCAAUGUCAACAAGCAUGAGAAGAAAUACUUGGGUCUUGUCAGCGUUGGUGUACCUGUUGAAUCGACUCUUCAAAGGGCUCUCACCCAGCGUCACUCAAGAGUGAAACGACGGACCCAAAGACCAUCAAAGGCAUCAGAAGUCCCACCACCGGAUAUCCUGGAGAUGUUCUCCCCCGCAAUGAUAGUGGAGUCUGCCAAGACAGAUGUAAGUGGACUUAUUCCUCCAAAGGUCAAAGCAGCACCUGUUGAUCCUGAUAUGACCUUUGACCUCUACAGACACAUGCAAUGCUGGGAUCUUGGACAUUGAGUUGCAGCGUGUUUGUGAAUGGAAGAUGUUUUCCUGCGACAAGCUGCAAGUAGCUUUAUUCUUUUUGCCUAUAAACCUGUACACCUUUGUUGUUGCCUUGAAUCCUGCUUGAUAUUGCGUAGGGAAAACCAGAUGCUAAACGGAGGCUAACGAUGAUGAUGUCGUCUAAAAGGUACUUUGUGCUUGAGGUGCAGUGGUUUGAAGGAUAAGUCACUGGGUUAUGGAUCAAAUGGCCAGGGGUUCUCAUUAAUUCUCAACUUUAAUUGUCUGGCAAGUUAACAAUCUUAAAGGGAAAUCCAACCUUGAGUGCAAAAUAAUCUACAAGAAAGCAGAAAAAUUAAAAGGGUAGAUUUGUGAAAGUUUGAAUGAAAUCGGACAUUUAGAAAGUUAUUAACUAUUAAAAGUUGCAAUCACUGUCGUCCUCAUUGGUUGUAGCCAUCAAAACCUCAAGUGCUUGGAGGCAGGGUACUUUACCAAAAUCACUAACACUGCUUCAAUAUAUUUUCAAUUGCGCCAUCUUUUGUUGAAGGCGUGCAUAGAGCGAUAUCCCAAUCCUGGACCCAGGUAUCAUCACUCGUACUUCAUUAGUUGGUGAUGCAUUAUGGGACAUUUCUGUCAAGUGUCAACACAUCGGGACAUUGUGAGCAGAAGAUGGCAGUGCUCGUAAAUCUGAAUUAGUGUCGGUAGCAUACCCUGCCUUUCAAUCCAUUUACAAAAUGUUGCCUUUUCAACAGGGUGUCUUUGUAGUAAUGUACAUCUGCACAAACUUUCAAAAUGAUGAAUUAAUCUAUACAAUUGAAUGUUCAUGUUUGACAUACAACCUGCUGUCAUGUUAAAAAUUGAGUGCUUGCGAUGCAUUCACAUGUUACAUGUAUUUUGAAAAUGUAUCACACCAAGUUUGUGUCUUAACAC